UCCUCCAUAUUUCUCUACCCUUCUCUGCAGGCAUGGAAGAGCAAUUUAUACUUCGGCUUCCACCUUCGGUAGCUGAACGGAUAGACCGGCUCUUGAGCGAAAACGCAUCUUCGUCUUCUGAUGACAAGUCCUUGGAUUUAACCUUUUCCGAGGAUGGGAGAAGUGGCACAUUUUCAAUAGGAAACGAUCACUUCCCUGCAUUUCUUUUGGAUUUACCUGGCAUUGUGGAGUCAUACAAAACCUAUGAUGAUAGCGUGCUGAUUAAAAGUGCAGACAUUGGUCAAAUGAUUAUGGUGAAGGAGGAAGGUGACAGUGUUCCAGAUGAGGUGGAGUACAGACAUGGCCUUACCCCUCCGAUGAGGGAUGCUCGAAGGCGAAGGUUCCGCAGAGAACCAGAUCUAAAUCCCGAGCUGGUCCGGCGUGCUGAGAAAGAUUUGCAGAACAUUAUGGCUGGUGGAACAGCGGAGAAUAUUGAUGUUGAGGCCGUUGAGCAUGAGGAAGAUGGCGAGGAAAAUGCUCGUAAUGCAAGUAAGAAGGUGGAACCUAAGCCUCCAGAGAAGCCUGACGUACCUGAGGCUGGGACAGCUGGUGGAGAGCCAGACAGAAGCGAUUCUGAUGAGUCUGAUUAUUCAAUAUGAUGGAGGUCCUUCAUUUAAACUUGAGUAUCUGGUUCUGCUUGGUGGUUAGACCUACUAUUUGCAAAUUGAACUUGUAAGGUCAUGGUUCGUCAUCAAAACUUUAUGUCUAAGGGUUUAUAGUUAAAGGAAGUUUAGUAGUUUUAUGUGUGUGCCCUGUUUGGAUCUUGUGGUAUUGAUAGCCUACCUGAGAUUCAACAUUUCUGUGGUAUUUCAAACAUUGGAUAGGUUGUAUAUAUCAAUACACUAAUUAGAUCUAAUGAGCGGGCAAUCUUUGUCGUAAUUGAUAGUUUGGUUUCUGGGAGUACACAAUAUACAGAUUAGGGACUCCAAACUUCAGACCCCAUAGUGUAUAUGCAUGCACCAUUCAUAAAUUCAUUUCAAACUA
Messenger RNA from Coffea eugenioides, 1023 nucleotides. Its product is annotated as transcription initiation factor TFIID subunit 7-like. Gene Ontology annotation, cellular component: transcription factor TFIID complex. The coding region runs from base 33 to 638 and encodes 201 amino acids. The transcript is spliced from 6 exons. The record is from RefSeq and is a predicted model, not a curated record. Gene Ontology annotation, biological process: transcription initiation at RNA polymerase II promoter; RNA polymerase II preinitiation complex assembly. Gene Ontology annotation, molecular function: RNA polymerase II general transcription initiation factor activity. Lineage: Eukaryota; Viridiplantae; Streptophyta; Magnoliopsida; Gentianales; Rubiaceae.